AUGGCUAAGUCUAACUCUUUAGUUAUUGUAGCCAUUUUCACAAUUCUCUUAGUAAAGGUGAUAGGUCGCAUGCCAAUUGAUUCAAGAUGGCACGAUGCACAUGCAACCUUCUAUGGUGACAUAAAUGGUGGCGAAACCAUGCAGGGGGCAUGUGGUUAUGGAAAUCUCUUCGAACAAGGGUAUGGCCUUGAAACCACAGCACUAAGCACAUCAUUAUUUAACGAAGGGUAUACUUGUGGUGCAUGUUUUGAGAUAAAGUGUGUCAACGAUCCUCAAUGGUGCAAAAAAGAUGUGAACUCAAUCAUUGUGACCGCAACAAAUUUUUGUCCCCCUAAUUACUCAAAACCUGAUGGAAAUUGGUGUAAUCCUCCACAAAAACAUUUUGACUUGAGUAUGAAAAUGUUCACAACAAUUGCCAUUUACGAAGCAGGGAUUGUACCAGUUCAAUAUCGACGCGUUCCAUGUGUCAAAAAUGGUGGUGUUAGGUUUGAGCUUAGAGGAAACCCUUACUUUUUAAUGGUUUUGGUUCACAAUGUUGGCAAUGCUGGUGAUGUUGUAAGAGUGGCCAUUAAAGGGAGUAAUUCUGAUUGGGUUCAAAUGACUCAUAAUUGGGGACAAGUUUGGCAUACUGGACUCAAUUUGGUAGGACAAGACUUGACAUUUUGGGUUACUACAAGUGAUAAAAAAGCUUUGCAGUUUGUUUCACUCGUUCCUUCCAAUUGGCAAUUUGGACAAACCUAUGAAGGGUCAAUAAACUUUUAG
Messenger RNA from Vicia faba (fava bean), 762 nucleotides. Lineage: Eukaryota; Viridiplantae; Streptophyta; Magnoliopsida; Fabales; Fabaceae. The record is from the annotation of a GenBank genome assembly.